GAGAGAUUAGUUGGUGAAGUCUCAUUUACUCGUUGUACAAAUCUGGAACACUUAACCUGACGUUGAAACGUAUUGUCCACGUAUGUUUUAAUCAUUUCCUUGUAUGCAGGUGAGUCUACAUGGUAGAGCCAUCAACACAUAAGUUUGCGUCCCUAGAAGAGGAGCUGAGCUUCUGGAAGGAGCAGUCAGAGAGACACGAGCAACGGGCUGCUGAGGCAAUAGAGGAGCUGCAGGAGUUUCAGCAGAUGAGUCGAGACUAUGAGGCAGAACUAGAAACUGAGCUGAAGCAGUGUGAAGGCCGAAACAAAGACCUGCUUUUAGACAACAACCGACUCCGCAUGGAACUGGAAAGCAUAAAGGAGAAGUUCGAAUCCCAGCAUUCAGAUGCCUUGAGGCACAUCUCGACCAUGGAGGAAGAUCUAGCACAGACCAGAGCAGUCAGAGAUCACCUGCAGAAAUACAUCAGAGAGCUUGAACAGUCCAAUGAUGACCUGGAGAGGACCAAAAGGGCGACCAUCAUGUCUCUGGAGGACUUUGAACAGAGGAUGAACCACGUCAUUGAGAGGAAUGCCUUUCUUGAAAGCGAGCUGGAUGAGAAGGAGAACCUGCUCGAGUCUGUUCAGAGGCUCAAGGACGAAGCCAGAGACCUUCGUCAGGAGCUGGCUGUGCGACAGAAGGAAAGACGGCCCUCCAGCAGCCUGGGCAAAGACACAGAUCGAACAGAUCUGUCAGGCUCUUCGGCUACUAACCCAAUGAUCCCUGUCACACCCUCCAAACCUAUUAGCUCAUUUGUCACACCUCCCCCUUCCAGCAUUCGACGAGGUGAUGGUCUAACAGGGACGCCCCUCACUACGUCUGCUAGAAUAUCUGCACUCAACAUUGUAGGGGAGCUUCUCAGAAAAGUUGGAAAUCUAGAGACCAAGUUGGCAUCAUGUCGAGACUUUGUAUACGACACAUCUGUCAUCCGACCGGCACUUCAAGCUGGCCCUGGUAGUCCUUCUGGUUUAGAAGGAGCCCCUGAUGUCCAAGCUACCAGCAUGAGCCCACCUCCUCAGUACGACAGUUUAGUGAAGCGGUUAGAGUUUGGACCUGCUCCUCCAAGAGGGCUCUCCCAGGGUACCCAGUCUCCACAGGGAGGAGUCAAGAUCCUGCUAUGAGAGAAAAAAUCGGGCGAGCGCCCCCCCCCCUUCCUUCCAUAACCUGACCCUGACUCCUUCUCUACCUCCCUCCUUAAUAAACCACAGCAACUGGACUUUUUUAAAAACUGAGCUGUCUUCCCUUGUUGCCACCUCGUCCUUGCUCCAUGCCCCACAUAAACAACACAUGGACUUCAGUAUCACCAUAUCAUAGGAAGCAGCACUAAAGCUUGUAUAAAACCGAGUAAAGCAGAACCUACUGCUCACUCUUAUAUUAUACUGUAUGUCUGACGGUGUGGUGAGUAGCAUCUAACCAAAUCCUUCUGUGUCUACUGAUUAGCUGUGCUGUGAUGGAUCGACUACAAACAUUACCCAUUCCCACACAACAAACCUUGCUGCACUUGUCCAUUGAUAAUGUCGUAUUUUAUAUUAUUUGCAGGCACUGGAAGAGACACUGAUAGAUGGACCAAGAACCUGUGUUGUCAUUUAUGAAAAGCUUUGAAUGUACAAAUAUUGUGUUUUUGCCCAAGCUUGAACCAAAGCUGUGAUAAAUGAAUAACAGGUCAAUUAUACCAAUUAUAAAAGUAAAGGGUUACGUUGAUUUCUUUGUUCCUUGCUGACCCUCUCUGACAGUAAUGUAGCACUAAUUAACAUUGCCAUCAGUUAACUUGUAAAUUACUAGCUUAGCUGUUAGCCAGCAAUGAGCUAGAUAUUGUUGGUUAAAAAGAUGAACCCCCUUUUUUUUCUAGAGGAAACUCUAUGUUCUUCCCUGCUACAAAAAUGUUAAAUUGAUAAUUAAUUAGUUGCUUCCGUGAAGAAGAAUUGAUGUUUAGUAUUUUAGCCAUUGCUGCCUUCAUGCGUCUUUAUUACCUCUUCAGUCUGUAGGCCUUGCUUU
Molecule: messenger RNA, 2031 nt
Organism: Scomber scombrus (Atlantic mackerel)
Lineage: Eukaryota; Metazoa; Chordata; Actinopteri; Scombriformes; Scombridae
Product: nuclear distribution protein nudE homolog 1-B-like
Exons: 9
Coding region: 120-1157 (345 amino acids)
Biological process (GO): vesicle transport along microtubule; chromosome segregation; establishment of mitotic spindle orientation
Cellular component (GO): centrosome; kinetochore; kinesin complex
Molecular function (GO): microtubule binding
Source: RefSeq, a predicted model, not a curated record